Molecule: messenger RNA, 1741 nt
Organism: Protobothrops mucrosquamatus (brown spotted pit viper)
Lineage: Eukaryota; Metazoa; Chordata; Lepidosauria; Squamata; Viperidae
Gene: SLC35G2
Product: solute carrier family 35 member G2
Exons: 1
Coding region: 15-1247 (410 amino acids)
Cellular component (GO): plasma membrane
Source: RefSeq, a predicted model, not a curated record
UCUUAUCCGAUGAAAUGGAUUCUUCCAAACAAUAUCCAGUGAAAAAACGAGUGAAAAUUCAUCCCGACACUGUGACAGUGAAAUAUAGUUCUUAUUAUCCACAGCCUGGAGAAGAAGGGCAUGAGGAACCUAGUGAAGAUAAUGAGAGUUUUACAGAAGAUAAUCCAAAAAGAAGAUUGUUGAGUGAUGGACAACGAACAGGAAAAUCUUUCUUUGGAACAAUUGACAUUCCAUUUCAGACAGAAAAGAAGUUAGAAGUCAACAAGAAUGAACAAGGCCAAGAUUUUAUAGAGGGAAGCAUUUUUCAGUCCAGAAAAACUUGGGCUGUGCUUUUUGGAUCUGCUUUGGCCCAUGGUUGUGUAGCUGUGAUAACUAGACUUGCUGCCGAUCGUUCCAAAGUGCCAUCUCUUGAACUGAUUUUCAUUCGUUCUGUUUUACAAGUGUUUUCUGUUUUAGUAGUGUGCUAUUACCAUGAAGACCCUUUUGGACCAAAAGGCCAUAGAUUGAGGCUAUUCUUCUAUGGAGUAUGUAAUGUUAUUUCUAUUACCUGUGCUUAUACUUCCUUUGCAAUUGUUCCUCCAAGCAAUGGGACUAUUAUGUGGAGAGCUACCACUACUGUUUUCAGUGCCAUUUUAGCAUUUUUACUAGUGGAUGAGCGCAUGGCUUAUAUUGAUGUAAUUACUGUAGUGAGUAGUAUCUUUGGUGUUUGUUUGGUCAUGAUCCCCAACAUUGUUGAUGAAGAAAAUUCUCUGUUGAAUACUUGGAAGGAAGUUUUUGGAUAUACGAUGACAGUUAUGGCAGGCUUAACCACAGCUCUGUCCAUGAUAGUAUAUAGGUCCCUUAAGGAUAAUGUCAGCAUGUGGACAGCAUUAUUUACUUUUGGUUGGACUGGAACAAUAUGGGGAGCCUCAACUAUGUUUUUCCUUCAAGAGCCAAUAAUUCCAUUGAAUGGAGAAAGCUGGAGCUAUCUCUUUGGCAUCUGUAUAUGUUCCACAGUGGCUUUUCUUGGGGUCUAUUAUGCGUUGAGCAAAUUCCAUCCAGCAUUGGUUAGCACAGUGCAACAUUUGGAGAUUGUGAUAGCCAUGAUUCUUCAACUUCUUAUACUACACAUCUUCCCCAGUAUUUAUGAUAUAAUUGGAGGAGCAGUUAUCAUUAUUAGCAUAAUUUUCCUUGCGUGUUAUAAGCUAUCUUGGAAAAAUUUUAAAAAACAAGAUUACCAGGAAAUAUUAGAUUCUUCCGUUAAAUGAAUACAAAAUUAUUGUAUUUUUAUGUAGUGCAGAGUGUAAUUAAUAUGACUGUGUUUGUGUGUAUAGUGCUAUUAACAGCAUAUCACAAUUUGUUGUUCAGAUACAUGACAUCAAGUCAGCCCUAAUACAGUUCAGUAGAGAUGUAUGAAAAUGUCUUUUUAUGAUAUGUGAAAAAUGUUCAAAAAUGUGAAAAUUAUGAAAAUAAUAUUCUUAGUAUACAGAAAGUGCCAAAGAUUAAUGUAGGCAGUUUUUGCUAUGAAAAUGGUAUAUCUAUAUAAUCAUCAAGAACUAAUCUCAGUUCAAUGGAGUCUUUACUUUUUUAUCCUUGGAAUCUAGAAAACAUAAUUUUAUUCUAUAUUUAAAAUAACACAGUAAUCUUGGUGUGGAAUAGAAGUAAAUCAUAACAAUCGUAUUCCUUUACUUAUAAUUAUAGAAAUAAUUAUAUAGAAUUUGUCUUUGAUCUUUGGUAUGUGGUUCAUUGUUAAAUAUAACAU